Eruca vesicaria subsp. sativa (arugula) is the source of this 825-nucleotide messenger RNA. The record is from the annotation of a GenBank genome assembly. NCBI's taxonomy places the organism in Eukaryota, Viridiplantae, Streptophyta, Magnoliopsida, Brassicales, Brassicaceae.
CACCUAACUCUAGUUAGAGAAUCACAGAGACAGGAGUUUAAUUACUUUCCGACAAGAAACUUAUACCUGUAACUCUGUUGUCAUAUUAUCGAAGAGAUCCAGAAGUUUUAAAUACAAGAAGAAGAAGAAGACAUAGGAAUCGAUCGGAGGGAUGGGAGAAGUGUGGACAUGGAUAAUAUCAUUCUUAAUCCUCAUCACCCUUGUCGGAUUAAUUGUUUACCAGCUUAUGUGCUUAGCUGAUCUGGAAUUUGAUUACAUAAACCCUUACGACUCUGCAUCAAGAAUAAACUCUGUGGUAUUACCAGAGUCCAUUCUUCAAGGAUCUCUAUGUCUAUUCUUUCUCGUAACUGGUCACUGGUUCAUGGCACUACAUGGUCUCCCUUAUCUCUACUACAAUUUCCAACUUUACUUGAAAAAACAGCAUUUGAUAGACGUGACAGAGAUCUUCAGCUUGCUUGACUGGGAAAAGAAGAAACGGCUCUUCAAGCUCGCCUACCUGAUCCUCACUCUCUUUCUGACCCUUUUCUGGUUAAUCUAUUCAACACUGGAUGAUUACGAGGAGUGACGGCAACAUCAUAUGUUGUUAGGGGGUUUGUGGUAUUUAUAGAUUUGUGUAACCAGAUUUUAGUUUGUAGUGAAAUUCUUCUGAUCUUGUGGCCUGGUGAUGCAGCCUAUGUGUUAACUCCAGAACCAUUUUUGGCGUUUUAUUCAUCCAAAUUGGAACCUUCUAACUUGUUCAGAUGGUUUAUACUGUUAAGUUGCAAAAUUACGUUUGUAGGGUUUAAAUUAAUUUAUAAGUACCAAACACGAUUUCAUGUAAACGAC